AUGGACGCGACGCAACUCACUGAGCUGAUGGGCAGUCAUGACUUCAUGCAGCUGCAGCAGCAGUUGCAGCACAACAACAACAACUACAACACCGAUGGCCACAAUGGACUAUCGCCGGAAUCGGUGGAGCGCAGCUCACGGCCCGUGCGACGUGCGACGCGACGCACCUCACAGCUAAGCAAUAACACCUACGACCUGGAGAUGACCGACUCCAGUUCGCAGAGCGACGACACCAGCGGCGGCGGCGGCAGCAGCAACGGCGGCGGCAGCAGCACCAACAACAACAGCAACCAGCUGGGCUGCGCCCAGGGCGGGCAGCGGCCGUCGAGCCGCGGGCGGCAGCAAAAUGCCGCCGCCGGCGCCAGCCUAACGCCCAACAGCGGCGCCAACAACAACAACAACAAUCGACGGCGAAAGGGGGCGCUGAAUGCGAAGGAGCGAAAUCUACGCCGUUUGGAGUCGAACGAGCGGGAGCGCAUGCGCAUGCACAGCCUGAACGAUGCGUUUCAGUCGCUGCGCGAGGUCAUUCCCCAUGUGGAGAUGGAGCGACGCCUGUCCAAGAUUGAGACUCUCACGCUGGCCAAGAAUUACAUUAUCAAUCUGACGCACAUUAUACUCUCCAAGCGCAACGAGGAGGCCGCCGCCAUGGAGCUAAAUGCGGGCGCCGUUGGCGGUGUCCUGCUCACGGGCCUGACGGCCGAGCCAAAUGGCAAUAAUGGCGGUGGUGCGGCCAAUGGCGCCACCAAUGGACUGUGCUUCGAGGAUGCCCUGGCCAGCGGUGGUGCCUAUGACUGUGCGCUGCUCGCUGCCAGCGAUGGCAGCUUAUUGAGUGCGGCAACUGUUGCGGCCACGCCCACAAUGCAAACACUGCAACCGCCGCCGGCGAUGCACAUGCAUGCACAGCCGCAAGUGGAACAGCAGGCGCAACAGCAUCUGCCA
This is a messenger RNA of Drosophila novamexicana, 939 nucleotides long. It is a transcript of the gene dimm, whose product is annotated as protein dimmed. The record is from RefSeq and is a predicted model, not a curated record. The annotation marks the transcript as partial. NCBI's taxonomy places the organism in Eukaryota, Metazoa, Arthropoda, Insecta, Diptera, Drosophilidae. The transcript has 2 exons. Gene Ontology annotation, molecular function: protein dimerization activity.